AUGGAGACGAGCAAGACAAGCAUCGAGCAGAAUGAGAACCAAAAUUCUCAUGCGCUGAAGCCUUCAGCUUCGAACCCCACUCCUGAGGAAUGGACACAGCACUUUACCCGCCAGAAUCAAGCCUGGCACAAUGACUUUGACAAGCGCUUGCUGGUUAAAGUAGACAGACGGCUCAUGCCAACCCUAGUGAUCAUGUAUCUACUCAACUUUCUUGAUCGAUCCAACCUCGCACAAGCCCGUCAGGGGACCUUGGAGGUAGACCUAGGCAUGAGCGGUACCGAUUUCAACUUGGCAACAUCCAUAUUUUUUGUCGGGUACCUCCUCAUGCAGCUUCCCUCCAACUUACUCUUGACGCGGGUGCGGCCGUCUUUCUAUCUCGCACUAUCUUGCUGCCUCUGGGGUGUUGUUUCGACUUGCAAUGCUGGGGCAAAGAACUUUACACAUCUCGUGGUUAUUCGGUUCUUCCUCGGUUUUGUUGAGGCGCCUUUCUUCCCAGGAGCUGUAUUUCUUAUGAGUUCUUGGUACACACGUGCAGAGUUGACUCGUCGUAUUGCUUAUCUCUAUGCCGGCAAUGCCCUGGCCAAUAUGUUUGGAGGUCUUCUAGGCGCAGCUAUUCUAGGCAACCUCGAGGGUGACUUGGGAAUCGCGGGUUGGAGAUGGCUAUUCAUCAUCGAAGGUGUUAUUGCAAUCGGCUUUGCCCUUGUUGCCAUGUGGAUCCUGCCCGACUAUCCUCACACAACGAAGUGGCUAUCCGAAGAAGAACGAGCUUAUGCCGCUUGGCGUUUGAUCGAAGACGUUCAGGAGGCCGAUACAUACGGCGAGCAAGGAAUGUGGGACGGCGUCAAGAUGGCUGUGCGAGACUAUCGCCUGUACAUCUUCGUCCUGAUGCAGCACAUCAGUUUGGUGUCGCAGACAUUUCAGUACUUCUUCCCCACCAUUGUUGGAACUCUGGGUUAUGGAAAGAUCAAUACGCUUUGGCUCACUGCUCCUGCAUGGUUUCUUUUUUGGCAGGCUGCAACCUUCCUCAUCUCACUAUGCGUUACUUACUCCUCGUCAAAGACAAAGGACCGAUCCAUUCAUAUCUGCUGCCUCACACUUCUGUCCGCUGUUGGCAAUGCCAUUGCCACGGGUUCAAGUGUGGUAGGAGUCCGCUACUUUGCUAUGUUUCUCAUGCCAAUGGGUGCUGUUUCUGCAUACCAAAUUAUUGUAUCAUGGGUUGCCAAUUCUUUUCCUCGGCCACUUGUCAAACGCUCGUCGUGCAUUGCCAUUGCCAACAUGAUAGGUAACACCGCCACAAUCUACGGCAGCUACUUGUACCCUAGUAGUACGGGCCCUCAGUAUGUUCCAGGAGGCUCUGCUAAUGCUGUCAUGUGCCUACUGGUUGGCGUGCUUGCGCUCGUCCUCCGCUACCUGCACAUUUGGGAGAAUAAGAAGUUGGAGAGGGCUGAACAAGAGGCUGCAGCCGCAGUGGAGGGUGGCGGGAAGAUCACUGUUGAUUUGACACAAGAAAAAAGAGCUGCCGGGUUUAGAUAUGUGUACUAG
Molecule: messenger RNA, 1542 nt
Organism: Colletotrichum truncatum
Lineage: Eukaryota; Fungi; Ascomycota; Sordariomycetes; Glomerellales; Glomerellaceae
Source: RefSeq, a predicted model, not a curated record